GUCUUAUAAAUAGCACUAAGCUCAUCUGUGUUGAAGCAAGAGGAUAUUUUAGGUCUUCUCCAACAUGUAAAUUCAACAGACUGGAGUUUUCAGCAAAUAUCUUAAAAAAAUGUCGAAUUUUGAGCAGCUUCACUUCGACUUUUACCAGUCCAAUUACACCAUAGAUGAUCAGGAGGAAGGCUGCAACAGCUAUGGGUCUAACGAAAACUUCUCUGGAAGCAUAAAGAGCCAAACAGGAGAGCAACCUCCAGCUGGAGCUUUUGCCCCAUCGGACAUGCUUCUGUCCUCUAAGAGUUACACAGGUCAGAUUUUGCAGCCAACGUACAGUCCUGAUACUCUCUCUCAUCUUGGUUAUGCUGAUGGAUUUGACGAGGAACCUCCUUUGCUAGAAGAACUUGGGAUCAAUUUUGAGCAUAUAUGGCAAAAAACAUUAACAGUUCUAAAUCCAAUGAAGCCUGCAGAUGGCAGCAUUAUGAAUGAGACAGACCUCACCGGACCUAUCAUUUUCUGUUUGGCCCUUGGAGCAACAUUGCUGAUGGCAGGAAAAGUUCAUUUUGGCUAUGUGUAUGGCAUGAGUGCCAUUGGGUGCCUUGUUAUGCAUGCCCUGCUGAACCUGAUGAGUGACUUGGGAGUCUCACAUGGCUGUGUUGCAAGUGUCUUGGGCUAUUGUCUGCUGCCCAUGCUGAUCCUGUCGUCUUCUGCAGUUAUCUUCUCACUACAGGGGAUCCCAGGAAUUUUGUUAGCUCUGUUUAUUAUUGGAUGGUGCAGUCUGUCAGCCUCCAAAAUUUUUACCUCUGCACUGGCUAUGGAAGGACAGCAGCUACUGAUUGCAUACCCGUGUGCUUUACUUUAUGGACUUUUUGCACUUCUAACGGUUUUCUGAGAUGUAUUUUCUGGUAGUCUUAUUAAAGUCUGUUCAUGGUUGUAGGAGGGGGAAGGGGUUAUUUAUUAGAUUCAAGUUAUUUUUAGUUUGUCUAGAGUUGCAUUAAGUUCCAUUAACAAAAUUAGAUUCUGUGACUUACUGAUUUUUUCCUAAUGGCUUAUAAUGAAAUAAAAAAUCAAGUUAACAGGUAGAUGGCCUCAAUAAUAGUAUUUUAACAGUCUUACAGCUUAAGGAAAAAAAAAUGUAUUGAGAAGGAAGUAAAAAUGAAAAAAUAUGAAAUAAAUUAUAAUUAAAUGAAAAAUUCUAAGUGUUUAUAAUAUAAUACAUGUGCUAGAGAGUAACUGAAAUGCAAUUAUGUAAAUAUUUAAUGGCCAUAGUAAAUCAAGCAAAAAUGUGUAUUUAUUUGUUUCAAAAAAAGCAGCUUGCCAUCUUAUAUAAUUAUUAAUUAAUAUCCAGAAUUUACAUGUGUGGGUUUGGGGUUUUUUAUAACAGAAGAUUGAGUGGCCAUGCUUUGUGAUAUUGAAGAGUUGCCCAAGAACAAGUUGAUACAACAGAGGGAGGAAACUGGGAAUGUCAUGUUGUUGUUGUUUUGUUGGUUUUUUUUUAAGAGGUGUUGCUGUCCAAAACAUCAUUGUACUGUUUGUAAUGCACAGUAAUGUUAUAUUUUAAAAUGGCCACUAAACCACUGCCUGCUGUAACUGCAGAAAAGCACCACGCAAAGUACAGACAACUCCUAAAAAGUCUCUGAAAGGCAGAACUGUAUUUGAGCAAGGAAAGUACAAACCUCCAUAAUUUUAUCUGCCCCCCAAAAAUCUAUUUAGUUUUACAGAAACCAAACAUUUUGAUAAUGACAAUGAAGCACAGAAUGCACAAGAGGAAGUUUCAAAAUAUAAUAUUAGAAGUAUCAAGCCAUCAAGAGGAAUUGGAGAUUUGUGUGCAGUCACAACAAGAACAAAAUCAACUACGCAGUAGUAGAGAAAAUGAAGGUAGAUGUAGACAGAGAUAGGAAAAACAAAUAGUUGAAAUAAAUGGAAAUGUGAAGGCAAUAACUGGCAGCAGAUUAUUUCGUUAGCGUUUAAGGGUGUCUUUCUUCUUGAUGUAUAUUUCUAUGAUCUUGAUUAUCCUCCAAUUUAUAGAUUAUUUUAAAUGCUUUGGUGAAUUGCUUUCAAAAUAUUUCUUUCUCUAGACAGAGGACCAGUGAUUCUGAGACAGAGUGUUCUGAUACUGCAAGCACUUAUGCAGAAGUUUAGUAUGGCAAAACUGCUCAAGAAUACCUAAAAUUAAUUGUGUUCCUAAUCCUUUUCAGGUCAGAGCUAAAUUACAUGAUCUGUUUGUCCUCAAGCUAGUGAUUCUGUUUCUGAAUUGAAAGAGCCUCUGGUAAAAAUAUUUCCCAUUGCUGUCAUAUUUGGUUUUUUUAAGAACUCUGAAGCAAACCAUUCUGGAAUUCAUUUUAUCCAACUCCAAUGGAACUAGUUCAGUGUACAGGUCAUGAGAAGUAAACAAAAGAUAAUGUAUACUCAUCCGAUUUCUUAAAAAAUCACUACUUAUUUAUGGAAAAAAUGCUGCAUUUAUCCAUUUCUUUGCUGCAAGGCUACAAAAACAGGAGCAGAGAGGCAAAGUUGGAGGUAUGACCCUUAAGCAAAUUGUGGCUAUAACUAGGCAGGAUCUAGUUGCAUGUAAGUGGGAAGUGCGUGAACUUGGAAGAUCAGCAUUUAUGAGCGUGACAGAUUUGGCCCUGCUGUAUCAGGGAUUAAAUUUGCCAGUAAUGAGGCACAGAUAAACAUAUAAAGUGACUCCAGGGUAUGGAUAUAAAAAUCAGAUGGUUUGAUUUACCAUACACUAAUGGCAUUCUGAUGUCUCAAUGGGGAAAGAUUUGUAUGGUUGCACUUGUUGUAGAGUUCAGAAAAGAUGGUUUAGAAAUGUUUAGAUCCAUUUUUGUCCUACAUUUCCUAUUAUCAUUCAUACUGACUAAAACAAGUAUAAAAUGGCUCGAUUCUGCAGCACUUCAUUCUCAUCCUGAUCUGCAUGAUAUGAAUGGCAGGGAAAACAGUGAAUUAAGCCACUAAUUUGUCUUUUGACUUGUCAUAGACAAGACAAAUUACUUAUGGGGAAAAUGAGCACCUUGAAAUUUUGCCACAACAUUUACAAAGCAAAUGGUAACCUAAUUAUAGUUUUAUAUUUAUUCUCUCAGAAUUUGUAACUUUUCUCUUUUCUUCACCGAGACAUGUCUUCAUCAUUUUGAAUGCUAACUUCUUAACUCUGGUAACUUCCCUUGCUUUACUUUGUUUAGCUGUGCUGAUUUCCUUUGACCUGUUCCCAAGGGAUUUCCAGUGAGUGGUACAUACUGGUGCUGUGCUCCCAGUAUUGUGUGUUGCAGGGGUCUCUAUGCUGACUGAUAGGGUUUACCUCUCUUAGGUGUCCUUCUACUUCUUUGAAAUAAGAUUCCUCAUUUUUCCUAGCUCUUCUUUCUGAAGGUUAGCACAGCCAUGGUGAUGCUUUUGGCCCUGUUAUUCCUGUGUGUGCUUCCUGAAUCUAAAAAUAUUAUGGCCACUAUCACAAACUGGUACUUCAUCAAAAAUAAAGGUUUAAACAGAUCUUAGAUCAAAAUAAUAUUUGCUAAUAAACUCUUGUUCUGACUCUCUGGACAAGCUUUCCCAACA
Molecule: messenger RNA, 3543 nt
Organism: Pseudopipra pipra
Lineage: Eukaryota; Metazoa; Chordata; Aves; Passeriformes; Pipridae
Gene: YIPF7
Product: Yip1 domain family member 7
Exons: 6
Coding region: 110-883 (257 amino acids)
Biological process (GO): vesicle fusion with Golgi apparatus; endoplasmic reticulum to Golgi vesicle-mediated transport
Cellular component (GO): membrane; trans-Golgi network
Source: RefSeq, a predicted model, not a curated record